Molecule: messenger RNA, 1398 nt
Organism: Rotaria sp. Silwood2
Lineage: Eukaryota; Metazoa; Rotifera; Eurotatoria; Philodinida; Philodinidae
Source: the annotation of a GenBank genome assembly
AUGUUCAAGGCUUUACGUGUAGCAACUAUUGCUAGACAUGAAAGAGAAAAAGUCGAAGCACUUGUAGAUAAACGUAAAGGUGAACUACAAGAAUUAAUCGAAAAGACAACUGAAAGUGAACGGAAAAGAUCAGCAGAAGAAAAAAUGUCGACUAAAGAUGUUGAAAAAGUAUUUGAUGAAAUGUUUAAUCAUAUAAUUCAAGUAAUUCGAUCAGAAUUUAUUCCUGAAGAACGUCUGAAACAAGCUUAUAAAACCAUCUAUGCAAAUUAUAAUAUCUAUGAAAAAGAAUAUUUAUUCAAAUUUCAACAUGUUUCCGAACAUUUGCAAUUCUUUUCAAAUUUCAAUCAAGAUAAAACAUCGAUUAAUCAAAUUGAAAACGGAUUAAUUUUACAAUUUUCAAGAGAAGGUUAUAAAGAAGAUUUAGUUAAAGUUCAUCAUUAUAAUCCAGAUACAAAUUAUUCUUCAAUUAUGAUUAAAAGUCUUUUCUAUCUAAAUAAAGAUUUAUUACAAAAAGCCUUUAAUGAAUUUUACGAAUCAUCAACUUAUGAAGAUAAACAUCGAGAACAAGCAGUUUCAUCAGAAAUAAUUGUCAAUUCUGAUGCUUUUCAAAUGAAGAUUAGAAAUGAUAUUCAACAACAAAAACCGAUUAUCCGAGAUGUAUCAAUAUUAGAUGAAAGUCAAAUGUAUUUUCCAAUAUCAAUCGCUUUUAGAGAAGUUAUCACACGAAUUACGAAAGCAAUGCGAUCUGUGGAAAAUGGUAAAAUAAGACAAAUUCAAAUACAAUUAAUACAACAAAUUGUGGGUCGUAUAGAUUCAUUGAUAAUGAAAGUUAAUGAGGAAUUAUAUCCAUUCUGUUUAAGUUUAUCUCGACCAUUAAAAGCAACAUUUCAUUCUUGUGCAGUUAUUUUACUUACAAAAUAUUACUAUGAUGAACAAAAAGACUAUUUUGCUGAAACUUUAUCAAAAUUAGAAACACAAAAAGACAAUCUUAAGCAAUAUUUUAUAGAUAGGGUUAUUCCGGAUACGAAAGUUGAUACGGAAGUUGAUAAGAAAUAUGCAAUAAGACUUUGUAAAGACAUAAAAGAAUCUUUUGUCCAAUUUAUAAUUGAUGAUGGACAAAAUAUAAUCAAUAAAAGAUUGAACAAUUGUACACAUCUCAACCGAAAAUGGAUUCAAGAUCGCUGUGAUGCGAGAUUGUUAACUGAUCAAGAGACUCAAUGGUACUUAGAUUAUAUUAAAAAUCCAAGAAAAUCUUUUGAACAACUCUUCAAAGAUAUAUGGAAAGAUGUUGAAGCAAUAAUUAAUAGAGAAUUAGUGGCAAGAAAAUUAUUUUAUGCUGAUAUUUUAAAGGAAUUUUUUACUUGCAUGGAACGUAAGUUAAUAUUAAAUUUGAUAUGA